Messenger RNA from Danio aesculapii, 2656 nucleotides. RefSeq names its product cytohesin 3a (gene cyth3a). Gene Ontology annotation, molecular function: guanyl-nucleotide exchange factor activity. The coding region runs from base 243 to 1433 and encodes 396 amino acids. NCBI's taxonomy places the organism in Eukaryota, Metazoa, Chordata, Actinopteri, Cypriniformes, Danionidae. The record is from RefSeq and is a predicted model, not a curated record. The transcript has 13 exons. Gene Ontology annotation, biological process: regulation of ARF protein signal transduction.
CGAGUGGGAGCUGGCGUAGAGCGGUCUGCAUAUUUAUUUGCUUCACCAGGAUUUAUGCCCAUGUAUUCAGCAAUUUAUGGAUUAUGCGAAUGACAAUUUGACCAGCCCCUGAACUGGUUUACGAUGAGCCCCGUGUGUGUCCUAAUGUGAUUAAAUUUUUUUUGGUUUGUUUAUGUGUUUGUUUCACAAACCAGUGCUAAGGGUAGUAAUCUGAGUAUAUUUACAUCAAGUGUCUUCGCAGCAUGAACAUGGAUGAAGACAACCGAGUGCCAGAGGAUCUUUCCCUUGAAGAGAGAGAUGAACUGUCCAAUAUUAGAAGGAGGAAAAAGGAGCUACUGGAUGACAUUGAGCGGUUAAAAUUUGAGAUCUCAGAAGUCAUGACCGAGAUUGAACAUUUAACGUGUGUCAGAGAGACUAAAAGCACUCAGAGGAGCAAGCAGAUUGCUGUUGGAAGAAAGAAAUUCAAUAUGGACCCUAAGAAGGGAAUCCAAUUUCUUUUGGAGAAUGAUCUUCUGCAGCACACACCUGAGGACAUCGCUCAGUUCCUCUAUAAAGGAGAAGGCUUGAACAAAACUGUCAUAGGAGAUUAUUUAGGGGAACGAGAUGACUUCAACAUUAGGGUUUUGCAGGCAUUUGUGGAGCUUCAUGAAUUUGCUGACCUCAACUUGGUGCAAGCAUUGAGGCAGUUUUUGUGGAGCUUCAGACUUCCUGGUGAAGCACAAAAGAUUGAUCGAAUGAUGGAGGCCUAUGCUGCUCGAUAUUGCCAGUGUAACCCUGGUGUCUUUCAGUCAACAGACACAUGCUACGUUCUCUCGUUCUCCGUAAUCAUGCUGAACACCAGCCUGCACAACCCUAAUGUCAGAGACAAGCCCUCAGUGGAGAGGUUCAUCUCUAUGAAUCGAGGCAUCAAUGAGGGAGGAGAUCUGCCUGAGGAGCUCCUCAGAAAUUUAUAUGAAAGCAUUAAAAAUGAGCCCUUCAAAAUUCCUGAAGAUGAUGGGAAUGAUCUAACUCACACCUUCUUUAAUCCAGACCGAGAGGGAUGGCUGCUAAAACUAGGUGGAAGAGUGAAAACCUGGAAGAGGAGGUGGUUCAUUUUGACAGACAACUGUCUGUAUUACUUUGAAUAUACUACAGACAAAGAGCCUCGGGGAAUCAUUCCACUGGAGAAUCUUAGUAUAAGAGAGGUGGAAGAGCCAAGAAAACCAAACUGCUUUGAGCUCUACAACCCGAGUCAUAAGGGGCAGGUAAUUAAAGCAUGCAAGACGGAGGCUGAUGGGAAAGUAGUGGAGGGGAAUCACGUGGUGUACAGAAUAUCAGCACCCACGCCGGAGGAGAAAGAAGAGUGGAUCAAAUCCAUCAAGGCCAGUAUUAGCAGGGAUCCCUUCUACGACAUGCUGGCUACUAGGAAACGGCGAGUGGCCACUAAAAAGUGAAGCCUACAUCCGGGUUUUAAUGAUCACUUUUCAACGUUCACCCUGCUGGAGUAAACGGAUACACAGAGACAAGAGCCAACUGAGGAGAAAGAAGGACAAGACUUUUAAAGAGCCCAUAUUAUACAUGAAAUAGGGUCAUAUUUAGGUUGUAAGGGUCUCCAACAACAGUCUAAUAUGCAUGCAAGGUCAUAAAACACUUUGAUGGUCUUAUAACCUGCAUUUAUUUUUACCUAAUUAUCCCAACGACUCCCAUAUGAAUCGUUCAGCGAUUCAUUUGUUCCCAACCCCCUCCUCAGCGCGAAGCUAAUCUGCGCUGAUUGGACCGAUGACAGCCUGCUGCGAUUGGUCGACAGUGACAGCCUUCAGCACGAGACAGAGUGAAAUGCCCAGCUGGUAAUCAACUAUAUAAAAGUAGUCACAGUGCACACGCGCUUCAUAGUGUAAGGCUUUUUUCACACACACACACACACAACCCUCCUCAGAAGAACUGGGGAGAUCGACGCGAGUCUCUCUCUCUCCCUCUCCCUCUCUCUCUCUCACACACACACACACACACACACACAAUGCUCCUCAGAAGAACUAGGGAAAGCGACGCGAGUCUCUCUCUCUCUCUCUCUCUCUCUCUCUCUCUCUCUCUCUCUUUCUCUCUCUCUCUCUCUCUCUCUCACACACACACACAACGCUCCUCAGAAAAACUAGGGAAAGCGACGCGAGUCUCUCUCUCUCUCACACACACACAACGCUCCUCAGAAGAACUAGGGAAAGCGACGCGAGUCUCUCUCUCUCUCUCUCUCUCUCUCUCUCUCUCUCUCUCUCUCUCUCUCUCUCUCUCUCUCUCUCUCUCUCUCUCACACACACACACACAACGCUCCUCAGAAGAACUAGGGAAAGUGACACGAGUGUCCUGUCUCCUAGCUUAUGAUCGAUCGCCAUAGCAACGACAAACGGCAGUGGAACGCGAGCUCACAAAAGCCUUUAACGUUAAAUCCGUAAACAAAGCGGCAUGCGUCGCGUUUUUAACGUGGCUUACAUGUGAUAAGAGAAUAUAAAGAGUAACCGCGUGUACUGUACCAGGUUAACAACUCAUCUUUGGGUAGAGACUGUCAAUAUUAUCCAUCUGAGCACAGCGUGACUUCAUUGGACCGGCGGCGUCUGUGUGUGUGUGUCUAGUGUUUUUUCUGUGUUAGUGGGCGGGGCCGCAGGUUUCAAAUCUCCCUGGUUUG